Molecule: messenger RNA, 1371 nt
Organism: Phytophthora sojae
Lineage: Eukaryota; Oomycota; Peronosporomycetes; Peronosporales; Peronosporaceae
Product: phosphatidylserine synthase
Exons: 1
Coding region: 1-1371 (456 amino acids)
Biological process (GO): phosphatidylserine biosynthetic process
Molecular function (GO): L-serine-phosphatidylethanolamine phosphatidyltransferase activity
Source: RefSeq, a predicted model, not a curated record
AUGCAGGACGAGGUGGCGCAGCGCACGGUGCUGCGCUCCCGCCGCAACUCGGACCUGGACGACGACCCGGAGGUCUACGGCACGGAGCCCGGCAGCAACUACGAGAACCGCAAGUGGAGCAUGGAGGAGACCGUGGAGGUGGACGACGACAACGAGGACCAGUGGAUCAGCAGCCCGCACACGCUGACCGCGGGAUUCCUGCUCAUGCUCUGGAUCGUGUACGCGGCCUUCCACGAGCCCGUGCAGCAGCUGGAGGACCCGGCGGAGCAGUACGCGGCCGACGUCAAGCGCGGCGUCAAGUACGCCUGCGCCUUCUUCCUCACGUACUGCAGUCUGCAGCUGCCCGACGGUCACUUCGUGCGCCCGCACCCGAUCGUGUGGCGGCUGCUCACGGGGCUCUUCAUCCUCUACGAGAUGCUGCUCAUCGUGCUGCUGUUCCUGCGCACGAGCGACGCCCGCCAGUUCAUGAAGGUCUUCGACGCGAACCUGGGACAGAAACUUCCGGAGACGUCGUACGCCGCCGACUGCCGCGUUUUCACGCCCGAGAACCCGGAGUCGCCCAUCGCCAACAUCAGGGCGACGUUCUUCGACCGGUUCGUGAUCAUGCACUUCUUCGGCUGGAUCGUGGGCUCCAUCAUGGUGCGCAGCAAGAUGAUCUCGUGGAUCCUGAGCGUCAUGUUCGAGCUGUACGAGAUCACGUUCAGCCACUGGCUCGCCAACUUUAACGAGUGCUGGUGGGACCACCUCUUCUUCGACAUCUUCACGUGCAACGCGGCGGGUAUCUACCUGGGAAUGAAGAUCUGCCGGUACUUCGAGAUGCGCCGCUUUAACUGGGUGGGCAUCCGCAAGAUCCCCAACUUGAGUGGCAAGGCCAAGCGCGCGCUGGCGCAGUUCACGCCUGCCUACUGGAUGGCGUACGACUGGAAGAUCUUCCGAUCGGCGGAGCGCUUCUGGCGCGUCAUGUCGAUGGUCACGAUCCUGUCGGUCAUGAUGCUCAACUCGUUCUUCCUCAAGACGGUGUUGUGGGUGCCGGCGAGCAGCAACGUCAACAUCUACCGCCUUGCGGUCUGGUACUCGGCUGGAAGCUACGCGGUGGCGGAGUACUACAUCUUCUGCUCCUUCACGAUGAGCUACAACGGCGGCAAGAAGAUGCCAGUGAGGAAGCUGGGUCCGCGCGCAUGGCUGGGCAUCGCCGUCGUCGUCACUGAGGUGCUGGUGAUCGUUAAGCACGGCCAAGGCAUGUUCACGGAGCCCUUCCCGCUCUACGUCAAGCUCAUCUGGGCAGCGAUUUUCGCCGUGCUCGUGCUCGGCUCGACCAUCUACUUCAAGUUCUUCAACAAGCCGCUCGAUGAGGACAAGAAGACGCAGUAG